GUCUGUCCUCUACCUCCAAUGGUGAGUCACGGUGAUUUCAUCUGCCACCCGCGGCCUUGCGAGCGCUACAACCAUGGAACUGUGGUGGAGUUUUACUGCGAUCCCGGCUACAGCCUCACCAGUGACUACAAGUACAUCACCUGCCAGUACGGAGAGUGGUUUCCUUCCUACCAAGUCUACUGCAUCAAAUCAGAGCAAACAUGGCCCAGCACCCACGAGACCCUCCUGACCACAUGGAAGAUCGUGGCAUUCACGGCAACCAGCGUGCUGCUGGUACUGCUGCUUGUGAUCCUGGCCAGGAUGUUCCAGACCAAGUUCAAGGCCCACUUUCCCCCCAGGGGGCCUCCCAGGAGUUCGAACAGUGACCCCAACUUCGUGGUGGUGGACGGCGUGCCCGUCAUGCUCCCAUCCUACGAUGAGGCUGUGAGUGGCGGCUUGAGUGCCUUAGGCCCUGGGUACCUGGCCUCCGUGGGCCAGGGCUGCCCCUUACCUGUGGAUGACCAGAGCCCGCCAGCAUACCCCGGCUCAGGGGACAUGGACACGGGUCCAGGGGAGUCAGAAACCUGUGACAGCAUCUCAGGCUCUUCCGAGCUGCUCCAGAGUCUAUAUUCACCCCCCGUGUGCCAAGAGGGCACCCACCCUGCUUCUGACAACCCUGACACAAUUGCUAGCACGGUGGGGGAGGUGGCAUCCACCAGCCCAGGCAUCGACAUUGCAGAUGAGAUCCCUCUAAUGGAAGAAGAUCCCUAACUGUGCAAAAUCCCAAUGACUCUGCUGCUCCUUUGGGGAAAAGAACCUUGUACUUUGGAGUGAGGCCACGGAAGGGCAGUAUGUGGGGCGUGGGGACCUUUUCUAACUUAUGUACGUGGGGAUAGGGUUUACAUCACCCAUCUCAGACUCUACAGUAAGGCUGACAAGCUGCAGUGGCAUGGUUUCAAAUGAAGCUUGAGAACCUGCUAAGGCCAUGGGGAGCAAGGGCAGAGGGGACCCCACGCG
Molecule: messenger RNA, 996 nt
Organism: Galeopterus variegatus (Sunda flying lemur)
Lineage: Eukaryota; Metazoa; Chordata; Mammalia; Dermoptera; Cynocephalidae
Product: sushi domain-containing protein 4
Exons: 4
Coding region: 19-750 (243 amino acids)
Biological process (GO): negative regulation of complement activation, alternative pathway; negative regulation of complement activation, classical pathway
Source: RefSeq, a predicted model, not a curated record